This is a messenger RNA of Terrapene triunguis (Three-toed box turtle), 627 nucleotides long. RefSeq names its product single-pass membrane and coiled-coil domain-containing protein 3-like. The transcript has a single exon. The record is from RefSeq and is a predicted model, not a curated record. Lineage: Eukaryota; Metazoa; Chordata; Testudines; Emydidae. The coding region runs from base 1 to 627 and encodes 208 amino acids.
AUGUCCUGGAGCGAUAUCCUGUACCCAGACAACCAAGCGAGGUGGGAGAAGGUGGUGCGGUUACACCAUCAGCUGAUCGACUGCGUAGAGCUCAAUUUUGAUGCCACCAAGGAGCUGAUUGAAGUCUUAAACACACACUGUCAGUGCGAGUUGCACCCCAUUAAGAUGAACAGGAACGGCACCGUCUGGGAGAACUGCGACGUAUUCCUCGCAGCCAUGAAGUCCAUCCAAGACACGCUGCAGGCCAUUGACGGAAGGUUGAAGAGCGAACUGGAGCCAGUUCUCUACCGAAAGCUUCACGAUUCCCAGGAGACAGAUGCCAAGAAGAUGCAGAUUCUGUGCUCUGUGGCCACGGCAGUGAGCGUCCUCGCUGGGACCCUGGCCACAGGGAUCUUCGUCAAGCUGGUGUUAUCGAAGGUGGUGACCAGAGUCCUGAGCCAAAUUAUGAUGAUCGUGGUCAAGGUCGGUGCCUCCAUGAUUGGUGCCAUGGCUGGCGUGUUACUGGGUGGGGGUGUCGACUUGAUUCUCAGCGCGAUCCUGGGCACCAGAGAGAGACCGACUGGAGACAGCGAUUCGGGAGCUCGAGGCACUGGUGAGCGAGUUCAAGCCAGCCUCCAAGGAGUAUAA